Molecule: messenger RNA, 1377 nt
Organism: Penicillium cosmopolitanum
Lineage: Eukaryota; Fungi; Ascomycota; Eurotiomycetes; Eurotiales; Aspergillaceae
Product: oxygenase MpaB family protein
Exons: 4
Molecular function (GO): oxidoreductase activity
Source: RefSeq, a predicted model, not a curated record
AUGGCCUUGAAAAGUCCCCAACAUGGGAACAGUACCGAGUGCCAUUACUGGGGCUACUCCUUUCACUGGACCGACCUCCAUCGCUCAGAGGACGAGCUACGACCCCUCGUUCACACGUUUGAUAAACUUGCCGAUGAGUGUGUGCAGCGCUUGAAUGAAAUCCCAACCGAGGGGGAUUCGGACAAGCCUUUCAGGAAGGAUUUAUACUCUCUGCUAAAGAACCACGCAACAGAGGAUCCCAAGCUACAGGAACUGUGGACGCAGAUAAACGCUGUACCCGAAUGGGUUGAUUGGCAGCAGAUACAGCGAGGCCAGGAUGUAUUCUUUCGAUAUGGUCUUCCAGUCUUGAACGUGCUCAGUUUUGAAAGUCUUCUCGGUGGCAUGGGCGCAAUCCGAGUCGUCGAAACUCUCGCUCGAACCGGUGGUUUCGGAGCCAAAGUGGUCCGCCGCCGCCUCUUAGAAACCCUCCAACAUAUUCUACAAGUGAAUAGUUCAGCAGACGGAAUGAAACCAGGAGGCGAAGGGCACAUCUCAUCUGUCCGCGUCCGACUCCUCCAUUCCUCCGUCCGUCUGAAGAUCAUGGGUCUGGUGGAACAAAAGUCCGAUUACUAUGAUGUCGACAAGUACGGUAUCCCAGUCAACGACUUGGACUGUAUCGGCACCAUAAAUACAUUUUGCAGUUCAGUCGUCUACAUGGGGCUACCACGUCAAGGGAUCUUUCCCAGCACGCAGGAGAUAGAGGACUACAUCGCUCUCUGGCGAUUAGUCGCAUAUUACAUGGGUACCCCAACAGAGCCGUUUGAAGACCCGGCCCGAGCACGCGCAACGAUGGAAUCACUCUUGAUCUCGGAAAUCAACCCUACUGAGAUUGGAAAGGUACUGGCCAAAAACAUCAUCAUUGGUCUGGAGAAUACGGCGCCGGCUUAUGCCUCCAAGGAAUUUAUGGAGGCACUGAGCCGGCUGCUGAACGGCGAUUUGCUUUCGGAUGAACUAGAGAUCCCCAAAUCAAGUCUUUACUACCGUUUAAUGGUCUGGGGCUAUUGUUUCUGGGUCUCGGGGGUAGCGUUCGUUAUUCCAAAGAUUUAUUUCCUUGACAGAUUGGCAAUCUCGCUCCGUCGUAAAUUCUUCUAUUCAAUGUUACUUGAUGAGAAAAUGGGAUUGGGAGGGGAAUCUCGUUUUGAAUUCAAGUAUGUGCCUACUCUUACCCGCACCACUCGACUGGGCCAGCGGCGGAGCACCAAGUUCAAAAGACCAGGCGUAGAAAGCGUGGCGAGGCUGGGCUUGCUUGCUGCGCUGACUGGGGUUGUUACACUUCUUCUGAGUCUUCUAUUUGCGGUAAGAGUGUUUUCGGCGAAUCAUCUCUUUCAGAUUGUGGGG